ACCACCCCCAAUCUUUUAACUUUUUAUUUUAAAAUACAGAUUUACAGGAAGUUAUAAUGAGAAAUGUACAGGGUGGUCCAUUGGACCCUUCACCCAGUUUGCCCCAGUGGGAACGUUUUCUUUAACUAUACUAUAAUAUCAAUUGUCAACCAUCGAUUUUCAUUUAGCAGAAAUUGACUGAGCAGCUAUUAUAUGCUAGCUCUUUAACGUAUAAAGGAUUAAACUCUGACCUUUUGGGUUUCUGUCAUCUCUCUGGAUUUUCACUGUUACUGUUCUAAAAAUAUGUUUUGUUUUGGCUACUUAUCGUUGACACUUAUAUUAGCAGUUAUUUUAAUGUUAAACAUUAUGUUAUUUCUCACAUUUAUAUUUGCUGUUUUAACACAAUUUUUCAUUGUGUUCCCAUAUUCCAUUUAUAAUCUUCACAGUAUCAGAACCAUGUUGCCUGCAUUGUCUUUUUUUAAUCACGUGCCAGUUUUGCAGUGCUACCAAGUCUGGGUCUGAGAGGCAGCUUGUGUGACUCAUUUACAUACAUUUCUGUUUAUAUUCCCCAAAUUAAUUUGCAACUUUAUAUUUUUCUUCCAAUUACAUGUUCAAAACAUAUUUUUAAUAAUUUAAGAAGGAAUUUGUCAUAUGUAGGAUUUAAAAACUGGCUCAAAAAGGAGAAGCUAUUAAACAAUAGCAGAAAUCAAACAGUAUGUAGGACUUUAAAUGGUAAUUGCUAAACAUUUGAAUGUUCCCAAAAAUGUGAGUCUGUGUGUCUGUGUGUGUCUCUACAUGUUAUUCCACUAGGGACUUGCACAGAUAGGUUUUGCACAAUAUCCUUGCUGUUAUUGUCAGCCAUAAACAAAUUACACGUAUUUAACAAGUUAAUGUCAGAUUGGCCAGGAGCCACUGGGAGGUGUGUACUUAGUGACAUCAGCUGGCAAAGAGCCCUGGUAACAGGGAGGGUUGGAAGGGUAGUGAAGAGAGAGGAAGCAGGAGGGAGGGAGAAAAAGAGAGAGACAGAGAGAGACUGACUGUAUCUGGGGAUUCUGGCAAGGUGAAGAGCUGGUCUGUUUGGCAGGACCUUCCCAUCUGGGAUCCAUCUGUGUUUCCCUGGAAUGGGACAGGCAGCUCUAGUCAGUGAGAAAUCGCAGAUGUGAGAGAGCUGACACAUGUCCAGCUAAUGAGAGGAGGAGGAAGACUGGUCUCCGAUUGAGCUUUGAAGAUUAGGAGGAGAAAAAGGGGAGCUUUUAAAUAUCUAUUUCAAAUAAAUUUGGUAUAUUUAAGAAUCUGGAUUGUUUAUAAUCUGGGCAUUUGGGUUGGUCCUGAGAAAAGGGUGCCAGCAAUGCCUGGAUCGCCUGUAGAAGUGAAGAUACAGUCCAGAUCCUCACCUCCCACCAUGCCACCCCUCCCACCAAUAAAUCCUGGAGGACCGAGGCCAGUGUCCUUCACUCCUACAGCAUUAAGCAAUGGAAUCAACCAUUCUCCUCCUACCCUCAAUGGCGCCCCAUCACCACCACAGAGAUUCAGCAAUGGUCCUGCCUCUUCCACAUCAUCUGCACUCACAAAUCAGCAGUUGCCAGCGACUUGUGGUGCUCGACAGCUCAGCAAGUUGAAACGCUUUCUUACCACUCUGCAACAGUUUGGCAAUGACAUCUCCCCUGAGAUUGGGGAGAAGGUGCGGACUCUUGUUCUUGCACUGGUGAACUCAACAGUGACAAUUGAGGAGUUCCACUGUAAGCUCCAAGAAGCCACAAACUUCCCCCUUCGUCCUUUUGUGAUUCCAUUUCUCAAGGCCAAUCUGCCCCUGCUGCAGCGAGAACUGCUGCACUGCGCUCGGGCAGCCAAGCAGACCCCAUCCCAGUACCUGGCUCAGCAUGAACACCUUCUGCUCAAUACAAGCAUUGCAUCGCCUGCUGACUCUUCAGAGCUGCUCAUGGAAGUACAUGGAAAUGGGAAGAGGCCCAGUCCGGAGAGGAGAGAAGAAAAUAAUUUUGAUAGAGAUACAGUUGCUCCUGAGCCUCCUGCCAAGAGAAUAUGUACCAUCAGCCCUGCUCCUCGGCACAGUCCUGCCCUCACUGUGCCCCUCAUGAAUCCUGGGGGCCAAUUCCAUCCUACCCCUCCGCCUCUUCAGCAUUACACCUUAGAGGAUAUUGCAACUUCUCACCUGUAUCGGGAACCCAACAAGAUGCUAGAGCACCGAGAAGUUCGUGAUAGACACCACAGUCUUGGUCUAAAUGGAGGCUAUCAAGAUGAGUUGGUAGAUCAUCGUUUGACAGAAAGGGAAUGGGCUGAUGAAUGGAAACAUCUUGACCAUGCACUGAAUUGCAUUAUGGAAAUGGUAGAGAAAACAAGGCGCUCCAUGGCGGUUCUGCGGCGCUGUCAGGAAUCAGAUCGUGAAGAACUCAACUACUGGAAAAGACGGUACAAUGAAAACACAGAGCUGAGGAAAACGGGGACUGAGUUGGUCUCCAGGCAACACAGCCCUGGGAGUGCAGAUUCCCUCAACAAUGAUUCUCAGAGAGAAUUCAACAGCAGGCCAGGUACAGGAUACGUACCUGUGGAGUUUUGGAAAAAAACAGAAGAAGCUGUGAAUAAGGUGAAAAUUCAGGCCAUGUCAGAAGUACAGAAGGCUGUCGCUGAAGCAGAGCAGAAAGCCUUUGAAGUGAUUGCAACAGAGAGAGCACGAAUGGAGCAAACCAUAGCGGACGUCAAGCGACAGGCCGCGGAGGACGCUUUCCUCGUCAUCAACGAGCAAGAGGAGUCCACAGAGAACUGCUGGAACUGUGGCCGCAAAGCCAGCGAGACAUGCAGUGGCUGCAAUAUCGCACGAUACUGCGGCUCUUUCUGCCAGCACAAGGACUGGGAGCGGCACCACCGCCUCUGUGGUCAGAACCUGCAUGGCCAGAGCCCCCACGGCCAGGGCCGGCCGCUGCUUCCUGUAGGCAGGGGCUCCUCUGCCAGGUCCGCCGACUGCAGUGUGCCCAGCCCAGCCCUGGACAAGACCUCGGCAACCACCUCACGUUCCUCAACACCUGCCUCCGUGACAGCCAUCGACACCAACGGCCUCUGAGCCCCAGACUCUAGUUACCCUGAUGGCCACUCAGUACCACAGAACGUUUGGACCAAGGGACUGGCUGUAGGAACCCAUGCAUGUAGCUGCUGGGUCAUCAGCAAGAAUUGGAGGCAGGAAGAGUCCAAGCCUGAAUAAUAGCACCCACAGCCUCUCUGGGCACUUGCCGUCUGUGGAGCCAGUGUGCCAUUCUCUGCACAUGCCCAGCCCCACUGCCACCUCCAUGGCUUUCCUGGUUGUUCCUCUCCCCACUGAAGCUGGCUUAGCCAGUUCCUUCUCAGUGUAGACCACCAGCUCCCCUCCCCAUCUCCUUGAGUCAGCAGACUUUUGAAUGUGCCCAGCUAGGCUGGAGGUGGCAGGCAGCAGGCUGGUGGAGGAAGCCCCUCGGAUAGGGAGAAGCCCCCUCACCCUGAACAGCUCCUUCAGCCCCAUCUCCACCCUCAGCAGAUGACACUGGUUGGCCUCAUGGGGACUUGGGUAAGCAACAGGCGGCACUCAGGACUCCCUUCUCAACCCUGCUGUUCAGACUGGCUCCGAUCUCAGAGUCCACAGGAAAGAUGUCACUGUUGCAAUAAAAGCACCCAUAGUAGCAAAAACAUAAACAAAUAAAACUUCCCGCACAUCACAGAUGAUUUUGGACAAGCUUUUCCAGCCUUACUGGCUACUUUAAUUUGGGACCCGUCUUUUUCUCUUGAUUUUGCUUGUGCAGAAAAUAGUUUCCAGCGCAUGGAUUGGUCUGAGAGAGAAUGAGACUCAGUUGUGGAUAGUCUGUUCUCUCUGAGCAUGUUGGCCAAACUAGUAUCGUCAAAUUACUGAGUGGAUCAUCUCAUGGAAAUACAGACCUUCUCCCACCACUUGGCUGUUUGCACAGUCGUCUUGUUAUGUGUCCUUUUAUCUCAGACCACACACAUCUGGACUGCUGUGGGCAUAUUCUGUCCGUGGGCUUUAUUUGGUACCUGCUGAGCCACAGUUGUCCUGCUGGAUAUGCUGUGGCAGGUUGGUAGGACUCGCCCCCGCUGUCAAGGCCUGGUCUCAUCUGAGCAGCCCUUCUGGACCUGAAAGAAUUCUUCAAACCUCAUCAUUUCAGGUCAUUACACCUACUAAGUGGAUUUAUUAUCAGGCAC
Cebus imitator (Panamanian white-faced capuchin) is the source of this 4179-nucleotide messenger RNA. RefSeq names its product CBFA2/RUNX1 partner transcriptional co-repressor 2 (gene CBFA2T2). Gene Ontology annotation, molecular function: transcription corepressor activity. The coding region runs from base 1328 to 3055 and encodes 575 amino acids. Lineage: Eukaryota; Metazoa; Chordata; Mammalia; Primates; Cebidae. Gene Ontology annotation, cellular component: nucleus. Gene Ontology annotation, biological process: DNA-templated transcription; negative regulation of DNA-templated transcription. The record is from RefSeq and is a predicted model, not a curated record. The transcript is spliced from 11 exons.